Messenger RNA from Cladophialophora immunda, 4044 nucleotides. RefSeq lists its product as uncharacterized. The record is from RefSeq and is a predicted model, not a curated record. The coding region runs from base 251 to 3793 and encodes 1180 amino acids. The transcript has a single exon. Lineage: Eukaryota; Fungi; Ascomycota; Eurotiomycetes; Chaetothyriales; Herpotrichiellaceae.
CACCGACAAGUCCUUCGCUCAUCCCUCCUUGCCUUUUCUUUAUUCUCAAGUCUGCUGCUGGUUUCCUGUUGCCGUUGAAAAUGCCCCUCUAGCGUCGAGAUGUUUUCGUGGUUUGUGUUCAGCCCGGAGUCGCAACCGUUUGUUUACGCCUUCCGAAUUCUAAUUCACCUUCCCACUGCUUGAUCGUCCACCGCCCACCGCCCACCGCCCACCGCGCGCCACAACUGCCCUCGCCGCUAUUGGUUCGGCCAUGAUUUCUUUCUCUCUGACACGCGCUCCCCGAAGUCAGAGACAGCGGGAGAGGUCACCUUUCUCCUCGACCUACUCUCGAACGACACUUUCCCCCGAAAAUUCACGCAAUCCGGCCCGACAUGGUUGGAGGUGGUCUUCCGGGACCGGCCGUGGGGCCUUCUCUCAGGAAGGCCAUGAUGAAGAAAUAGAUGACGAAGGAGACAGCCCUGAAGAUGAAGAGGAUGACGACGAAGAGGAGGAAGAGGAGGAAACCAUUGAAGAUGCAGAAGAUGCCGGUGACGAAGACGAAGACGAAGACGGGCCUGAGGAUACGACACCCCUCCUUCCCAUAUUCUCUGCCGCUCGUCUCGAUGCCAUCCCCGUCUUUUCUCUCACCCACGCCGUCCGUUUGCUGGUGAGCUCUCGUUGCGAUACUGUCUUGACCUGGGAGCAACUUCGCGCUCCUCAGGUUUCACAAUUCCUGGUCAAGCCUAUCGAGCAAGAAAUUCGCAGCAACCAUCUGAAUGCUGCCACGCACUAUGCUCUCAUGGCAAACUGUCUUCAGUACAGCAAAGAGGCUGCUAUGUCCUCGGGCAAUAGUGGAACAAACACCACCCGUGCGAUGGUCUGUGAGCUGGUUGCCAUUAAAUUGCUCAAGGAUUUUUCUACAAGAGAGCUCAUCGACGCAUUGUCCUAUGACUUUGAUCCUCUUCAAGGCCAGUUGGAUGCUGUGCCUCAUGCAGAGAACGAACGGAGAAACACAGCAAGCUCCAAAAAGCCGGCUCAACGGCCGGCAAGAAUCUCGUGCUUCGAGAUCGCCAUCCGCGCUCAGGCUAAAAAGUUUCUCUCCCAUCCCCUGGUUGUGAAGCAGCUCGAGGCCAUCUGGGCUGGUACAAUUGUGUUUCACUCUGCUGCCGACAGUCUCCAUAGACCGCUGCCUUCCAUAAAUCGACCGAGAAGUUACGGUACCAAUGAUGGAGGCUUGGCGGCAAAGCCCACAACCUCCAACACCGAGUUUCGCACUCCAAGGAGAGCAGUCACACUAUAUGAUCCUCGGGAUGCAUCUCUUUUCAAGUUGUCCCGGUUGCGGGUGCCACGCUACCGCAACAUCUUGUCUACUUUGUCCUUUGCCAUUCUCCUAAGCUUGUUUGUCGCCGUCCUUGUGCAACGCUCCCUCGAGAUCACGACGCUCGAGGUCAUCUUCUGGUUCUGGGCCGCUGGCUAUAUGUUGGACGAGAUUGUUGGAUUCAAUGAGCAAGGCUUCAGUCUCUACAUUGCUAGCUUCUGGAACACAUUCGACUUGGGAAUCCUCCUCAUCUUGGUCAUCCACUUAGCACUGCGGCUCUACGGGAUCCUCAUGCCAGAUGUUAGAAAGCAUAUGGUGGCCAACAUGGCCUACGACGUCCUUGCAGCCGAUGCCAUCUUGCUCUUUCCGCGACUAUUUUCUGUACUGGAUCACUACCGCUACUUUUCGCCUUUACUGAUUGCAUUUCGAUACAUGGCGGCGGAUCUCAUCGCAGUUUCACUGCUGAUCCUGAUCAGCUGCAGUGGGUUCUUUGUUGCUCUCACUUUGUCGUUUGGCAACGAUGGUAUUGACACUCCUAGCUCGGUGGCUUACGCCUUGCUACAAAUGCUCAUGGGCUUCACGCCCGCCGCCUGGGAUCGAUGGGAGAGCUACAACGUUCUGGGGAAGACGAUUCUGACCUUGUUCCUGUUCAUUUGUCACUUCCUUGUAGUCACCAUCCUAAUCACCGUCCUCACCAACUCCUUCAUGGCUAUCGUCCGGAACGCGAGUGAAGAGCAUCAGUUCUUGUUUGCGGUCAACACCAUCUCCCACGUCAAAUCCGACGCGCUCUUCUCUUACGUCGCGCCUACCAACAUACUGCAGUGGCUUCUGGUCCCUCUCAGGUAUUUCGUUCCCUUCCGCCAAUAUGUCAAGAUCAAUCGUACCAUUAUCAAGAUCACGCACUUACCCCUGCUGUUUUCGAUCUUACUGUACGAAAAGACCAUCAUGCAGUCGACCGUCUACGACAGCAUAGAUCUUGUCGAGCGUCGCGGGCGCGUGAGAAGAACAACAAAGUUUCCGCGACUGACUCGAGCGCCUUCCAUUGCCACUUUCCGACAGGACAGGGCUCUCGAAGAAGUGUUCAGACAUCCUUUUGACAGUACCGUUAGAAGCGCUCAUCCAAGUCGCGACCGGCGCAAGGCGAGUAACGUGGUUAGCACAUGGAUGAAUACAAUGGGCAACGACGUGGCAGACCCGCCGCAGGAGCAAGACAGGCAAAUCGUCGACAGGCUUGAAGCCAAGGAAGCAACAUCUCGUAGACCACGCCGGAUCAGCCGAGUUCGCGACUUUUCUCGCCAAACAUUGUCAGUUGUAUCUGACCCAGAGGAUUUCACGACCAACGGAAAUUUCUUGUCUCCAGGAGAGACACAUCCUGUGACGACCACACCUUCUGCGUUGGAGCAACCAUCGCACAACACUGAUGCGGAUGGAGACGAUGAGAUGCCUACAAAUGAUGACGGUGAAGAAGAGGACACGACCACACUCGAGCCCCGGUCACCAAGCGAUACAGAGCCGGAAAAACACAACACGGCCCCUGCCGUCGUUGAGCAUCGUGACUAUUUUACAACUAAGCAGAAUCUUGGACACCCUACUCCUGAAGCAGGUCAACCUAUGGCAGCCAUCUCACAAGCGAAGCUCGAAAUGCCAGGCUCAGGUGUUGAUUCGCCUCGACGCUCACCCAAGAACCUGGUCCGUCAUCAUUCCCGCAACGUGUCGGCUGCAACCAUGAUAUUUAAACCCACGACAGAUUCCAGCACGGACCAAACUUCGUCAGUUGAGGGGAGUAAACCUCCGCAAUUUAAGGCACAUAUUUCAGCACCGGGAUCAGGGGCUCGCACACCAGUGUCUAAAGCCGGGUCCAGUGGUGCGGGCCAUAGAACUCCAAAGCGAACAGCAGGCCCGACUCGUAUGCGACCGAUUCUUGCCACCAAGGACGAACAGGGUUUCCGAUCGACGCCGAAUUUGGCGGGGUUGGUGUCGCUCAAAAACCAACAAGCUCAAGUGCGGCGGAAACCAUCACUCGAAAUGGACCUUGUGUCGGACAUUGGUGACAACCGAGCAAUAGGCGGAGGCUACGUUGGAGCACUUCCCAGCUCAUUUGCCGCUCACCUGGCAAAAGGAACAAUCGAGUCACGCCAUGAAAAAGAGCAGAUACAACAGCAAGAGAUGUUCACGAAGAUUAUGAUGGCUCGCAUGAAUGCCCUUGAGGAGAGCUUCAGAGAGGUGAUCCACGAGAUGAGAGACCAUUUGAGACAUGACGAUGUUAGAAGCAGGAGCCGCGGAGGGGGAGCCACAACGAGUGGGCGCAAGGGAAGGGCCCGGGAGAGGGAGGUUGAGCGACCACUCACGGCAAGUAAUGAUGCAGAGGCUGCUACUCCCCGGGCAAGCUCACUCACCAGGAUUGGAGAGCUCACCCGAGCAGGGGAAACCACAACAGAAAGGGGGAGUGGGGGAAGCGAAGAACAAGAAACUAGAGAACAGCCUCCCGCCGCUUGAAUAUGGGGAGAGUGCCUGAAGCGUGUGGGUGGUUCUAGACAAGUAAGGUCCGGAGGGCGGUACAUGGUUGGGAUUUUGUAUUGAUACCCUUGAGGGCUUAGGCAAUUGGAAAGGAUCAGAUGUGAAUAGUGCACAUGAUUUUGAGCGUCGGUCGAGGCAUGUUCCAAUAAGUUUGGGCGUUGAUAUUGACAAGGCUGAAGUGGAGAGGCUGGCAGUUCUAGCGCAAAGGAAUGACGCAACUGCCCAAUGAG